GCCACAUCGCCAUUUUGUGCCAUUUAGAUCCGACCUUUCAGAGAGAACGAGUGCAAUCAAAAUGGGCACGAGGGUGUACAUCGGGCGAUUGUCGUACCAUACCAGGGAGAAGGAUGUCGAAAGGUUUUUCAGGAACUAUGGUAAAAUCCGUGAUUUGAUGUUGAAAAACGGUUAUGGAUUUGUUGAGUUUGACGAUUACAGAGACGCCGACGACGCGGUUUAUGAGCUCAAUGGGAAAGAGCUUUGUGGCGAGAGGGUUGUAGUGGAGCAUGCCAGGGGACGAGGGAUGUCCAGGGGCGACGAAUAUCGACGAGAGAGAGAUUGGGGCUUCCCACCUCGUCGACGAGGUGGUCGAGGCAGGGACAAGUAUGGUCCACCGAGCAGAACAGAUUUCCGAGUGAUUGUUGAAAAUUUGUCAUCUGGCGUGAGUUGGCAGAAUCUCAAGGACUAUGUACGCCAGGGGGGAGAAGUCACGUACGCUGACGCUCACAAACAGCGUCGUAACGAAGGUAUUGUUGAAUUUGCUACUUACAAGGAUAUGAAAAAUGCAAUUGACAAACUUGAUGAUACUGAAUUAAAUGGUAGACGAAUUCGUCUGGUCGAGGACAAACCAUCUAGAAAACGCAGGAGCAGUGACAGCCGCAGCAGAUCGCGCAGCCGAAGUCGGUCCAGGUCCAGGUCCAGACGUAGCAGAAGCAGAAGCCGCAGCAAGAGUCGAAGCCGGAGUAGAAGUGCGAGCCGUAGCCCAAGUCGAGGCCGAGAUCGAGAUCAUGACCGAAAGGGCAGCCGUUCUGUGUCGAAAUCCAAAUCCAAAUCCAGGAGUAAAUCAAGAAGCCGAAGUCGAUCCAAGUCCAAGUCGAGAUCUCGUUCCAAGUCUGCAACCCCAGAGAAGAACGGUUCCCCAGAAAGACAUGAGGACGUUAAACAGGAAGAGCAAGACUGAGGAGACUAAUGUGAACAAUACAGUGCCUCAAAAGAGAAAAACAGGCUGACUGCAAUUUCCUUUGUGGUUUCAAUUCAGCUAAAUAUAUUCAGUGUUCAAUUCGAAGGUUCAGAAUCAUCCAGUAACGAUGUCAUAAUACAGAUCAUGAUACACUUUCAUUUCAUUGACAUUAAUUUGUGUUCUAAGAACUGGAAUGGAACUCCAUAUUUAGAAUGCCAUUUGUUUCAGCGUCAGCUUUGUCAUUAUAUUAGUGUUUGGUAUGUAGUAUUUAGGUAAUAAACAUGUUUUUAAUAUCUUAACA
Messenger RNA from Liolophura sinensis, 1244 nucleotides. Its product is annotated as serine/arginine-rich splicing factor 6-like. The transcript has a single exon. Lineage: Eukaryota; Metazoa; Mollusca; Polyplacophora; Chitonida; Chitonidae. The coding region runs from base 62 to 943 and encodes 293 amino acids. The record is from RefSeq and is a predicted model, not a curated record. Gene Ontology annotation, cellular component: nucleus; cytoplasm. Gene Ontology annotation, molecular function: mRNA binding.